Eptesicus fuscus (big brown bat) is the source of this 3689-nucleotide messenger RNA. RefSeq names its product basonuclin 2 (gene BNC2). Gene Ontology annotation, biological process: regulation of DNA-templated transcription. Gene Ontology annotation, cellular component: nucleus. Lineage: Eukaryota; Metazoa; Chordata; Mammalia; Chiroptera; Vespertilionidae. The transcript is spliced from 8 exons. Bases 120 to 3443 code for a protein of 1107 amino acids. The record is from RefSeq and is a predicted model, not a curated record.
GGGGGAGGGAAAGAAAGGCCGAGACGGAGGAGCGAGCGGCGGCCGAGGGGCUGGUCCAGGCGCGGCCGCUAAGAGGAGACCAAGAGGCGGGGGCUGCACUUGACAACCAGCAUGCGGAGAUGUCAGAAGAGGCAGAAGUGGAUGUGAGAGAAAGAGAGACACAGAGAGACAGAGAGCCAAAGAGGGCAAGAGACUUGACUUUAAGAGACUCCUGUACUGACAACUCCAUGCAGUUCGGAACCAGAACGACUGCGGCUGAACCCGGGUUCCUGGGGACAUGGCAAAACGCUGAUACUAACCUUUUAUUCAGAAUGUCCCAACAGGUUCCAGUGGCAUGUGCUGGCAGAGUGCUGGGUGCAGACUUCUGCCCAAACCUGGAGGAGCCAGACCAGAGGCUGGAAGUCCAGGCCAUCCGUUGCACACUGGUAAACUGCACGUGCGAAUGUUUUCAGCCGGGGAAGAUUAACCUGCGGACUUGCGACCAGUGCAAACAUGGCUGGGUGGCACAUGCCUUGGAUAAGCUCAGCACCCAGCACCUGUACCACCCCACGCAAGUGGAGAUUGUGCAGUCCAACGUGGUGUUUGACAUCAGCAGCCUGAUGCUCUACGGGACACAAGCGGUGCCCGUGCGGCUAAAGAUCCUGCUGGACCGGCUCUUCAGUGUCCUGAAGCAGGAGGAGGUGCUACACAUCCUGCACGGCCUGGGCUGGACGCUACGGGACUACGUUCGGGGGUACAUCCUUCAGGAUGCUGCCGGCAAGGUGCUGGACCGCUGGGCCAUCAUGUCUCGAGAAGAGGAAAUCAUCACCCUUCAGCAGUUUCUGCGGUUUGGAGAAACCAAAUCCAUUGUAGAGCUGAUGGCAAUUCAGGAGAAAGAAGGGCAGGCCGUGGCCGUACCGUCUUCAAAGACAGACUCAGACAUUAGGACUUUCAUUGAGAGCAAUAAUCGCACCAGGAGUCCCAGCCUCCUUUCUCACCUCGAGAACAGCAACCCUUCCAGCAUUCAUCACUUCGAAAACAUCCCCAACAGCCUUGCAUUUCUGCUUCCAUUCCAGUACAUAAACCCAGUCUCGGCCCCACUGCUAGGAUUGCCUCCAAACGGGCUCCUGUUAGAGCAACCGGGACUGAGGCUGCGGGAGCCCAGCCUUUCAACCCAGAAUGAGUAUAAUGAGAGCAGUGAGUCUGAAGUAUCUCCCACACCUUACAAGAAUGAUCAGACUCCCAAUAGAAACGCCCUGACCAGCAUUACCAACGUGGAGCCCAAAACCGAGCCAGCCUGCGUGUCCCCCAUUCAGAAUUCUGCCCCCGUCAGUGACCUGACCAAAACAGAACACCCAAAAAGCUCAUUCCGGAUCCACCGGAUGAGAAGGAUGGGGUCAGCCUCUAGGAAAGGAAGAGUGUUCUGUAACGCAUGCGGGAAGACAUUCUACGAUAAAGGUACUCUCAAAAUUCAUUACAAUGCUGUUCACCUGAAGAUCAAACAUCGAUGCACCAUUGAAGGUUGCAACAUGGUCUUUAGCUCCCUCCGAAGCCGCAAUCGUCACAGUGCAAACCCUAACCCUCGCCUCCACAUGCCUAUGCUAAGGAAUAACCGAGACAAGGAUUUAAUCCGGGCCACAUCAGGAGCUGCCACCCCCGUCAUAGCAAGUACAAAAUCAAAUCUCACACUCACCAGCCCCGGCCGGCCCCCGAUGGGUUUUACCACUCCCCCACUAGACCCCGUCUUACAGAACCCUCUCCCCAGCCAGAUGGUGUUUUCCGGGCUAAAGACUGUCCAACCAGUUCCUCCAUUUUAUAGAAGUUUACUCACUCCAGGAGAAAUGGUGAGUCCUCCCACCUCCCUCCCGACCAGUCCCCUCAUUCCAACCAGUGGUGCCCUAGAGCAGCACCCCGUGCCACCCUCUGAGCCAGCAGCGCCAGUAGUGAUGAUGGCCACUCAUGAGCCCAGUGCCGACCUGGUCCCCAAGAAGAAGCCCAGGAAGUCCAGCAUGCCUGUGAAGAUCGAGAAGGAAAUCAUCGAUACCGCCGAUGAGUUUGACGAUGAAGACGAUGACCCCAAUGACCCUGGAGCUGUGGUCAAUGACGUGAGCCAUGACAAUCAUUGCCACUCCCAAGAGGAGAUGAGUCCAGGCAUGUCUGUGCAGGACUUUUCUAAGCACAGCAGGUCCCGGUGCAUUUCAAGGACUGAAAUAAGAAGGGCUGACAGCAUGACUUCUGAGGAUCAAGAACCUGAGCGGGACUAUGAGAACGAGUCCGAGUCUUCCGAGCCCAAACUAGGUGAGGAAUCCAUGGAAGGGGAUGAGCACAUGCACAGCGAAGUGAGCGAAAAGGUCCUGAUGAGCAGUGAGAGGCCCGACGAGAACCACAGUGAGCCCUCUCACCAGGACAUCAUCAAGGUGAAGGAAGAAUUUGCAGAUCCCACUUAUGACAUGUAUUACAUGAGCCAGUACGGACUAUACAAUGGUGGGGGAGCCAGCAUGGCGGCCCUGCACGAAAGUUUUGCCUCCUCUCUGAAUUACGGCAGCCCUCAGAAGUUCUCCCCAGAAGGUGACCUGUGUUCCAGCCCAGACCCCAAAAUCUGUUAUGUGUGCAAGAAGAGUUUCAAAAGCUCCUACAGCGUGAAGCUUCACUACAGGAAUGUUCACUUAAAAGAGAUGCAUGUCUGCACGGUGGCUGGCUGCAACGCUGCCUUCCCCUCUCGCCGGAGCAGAGACAGAAACAGAAAUUUACGGAUGGAAAGAACCAUAGGUCCAGGACAUCGAGACAGCCUGCAUCUCCGUAGACACAGUGCCAACAUAAAUCUGCAUCGGAAACUGUUGACCAAAGAACUCGAUGACAUGGGCCUGGACUCCUCGCAGCCCUCCCUUAGCAAGGACCUCCGGGAUGAGUUUUUGAUGAAGAUCUAUGGAGCCCAGCACCCCCUGGGGCUGGACGUCAGGGAAGAGGCCUCGUCCCCCGCGGGGACCGAAGACUCGCACCUGAACGGGUACGGGCGCGGCAUGGCGGAGGACUACAUGGUCCUGGACCUGAGCACCACCUCCAGCCUGCAGUCCAGCAGCAGCAUCCACUCCUCCCGAGAGUCCGACGCGGGCAGCGACGAGGGCAUUCUCCUCGACGACAUCGACGGGGCGAGUGACAGUGGGGAGUCCGCUCACAAGGCCGAGGCGCCCGCCCUCCCUGGCGGCCUCGGGGCCGAAGUGUCGGGAUCUCUGAUGUUCAACAGCUUGUCCGGGAGCAAUGGUGGGAUUAUGUGCAACAUUUGCCACAAAAUGUACAGCAACAAGGGGACCCUGAGGGUGCACUACAAAACGGUGCACUUGCGGGAAAUGCACAAGUGCAAAGUCCCCGGUUGCAACAUGAUGUUUUCCUCCGUGCGAAGCCGGAACCGGCACAGUCAGAACCCUAAUCUCCACAAAAACAUUCCCUUCGUGUCAGUAGAUUAGUCUCAGAACGGACACUACCAAUGCCAGCUCUCACCAGACGGCCUACAUAUUUGAACUGCCAUAGUCAGUGUGUGCUUGUGUACUUGUGUGUGUGUGUGCGUGCGUGUGUACACCUGUAUGCCUCUGCGUCUACAUACACACACACACACACACAUUUUCUUUUCUUUAGAUAUAAAAUGAUAAACACUAAGUGCUUUUGAAUUUUUUUUUUCCUUUGUAAUUUUGGAAAAGGGGUGGGACCUUUCA